Messenger RNA from Acanthaster planci (crown-of-thorns starfish), 3263 nucleotides. RefSeq lists its product as uncharacterized. The record is from RefSeq and is a predicted model, not a curated record. Lineage: Eukaryota; Metazoa; Echinodermata; Asteroidea; Valvatida; Acanthasteridae.
UGCGUAAUAAUAGAGCGCUGCCGACGCGGAAUAAUAAAUGACUUCUGUAUGGGGACUAACAGCCGCGCGAAACGGAAGCAAGGCGCAUGUCGAAGCACGCUCGAUCAUAUCAAAGUGUAGGCCCACUCGGCCGUUUGAAAUUAACAUGUUUGUGGCGGUCGGUGAUACAAAUGCGAUGUCUACGCUGUCGAUGACUCAGCCGAGACUCGCUCCUACGCAUUAAAGACAUUCGCCAUUCAAGGGUAAGGCAUCUCGCAUGGUGAACCAAAUAGACUAUGAGAAAAUCUCCGUGAUUUCUUACAUCGACUCUGUGGUUAGGCUGUUCUCAUGUAUAGCGGACUAGUGCGACCGGGCCACGCGCGUGCACCUUAAGCUUGCUGUCUUUACCGCAUCAUGCCGUCAGUGCAAGACGUACUGGCCCAGCAAGCCCGUGACGAGAGACUCAGCCUUUACAGCUCACCGACCUUCUGCCGGCGUAGUCGGCUGGACAACGAACUCGUCCGCGAGAAGCCGGACGACUUCGGCUGGCUCAGGGCUUUUGAUCCCAAACGGUGCUGCUCAGCCACAUUAUCUAACCCCAGUAUGGCGACCAAAGGGCCUGCCCGACCUUCCUCAGCGUCCUGCGCCACUGGACGCGCACGUAAGCUAUCAGACACGGACUCGGCGUCUCUCAGUGACAAGGACCUGUCUCGUUCGACGCCAGGGACACCGACGAUCGAUGCCAAAUCGCCCACAAUGUACACUCUCCUUUCUCGCCGCCGAAAUCAGCGUCCGGUAUCUUUGGUUAUGGACAACCACAGGUCGCUGAGCAGCCUAGACGUAAACUCGAACGACAACCAGGCUCAAGAGAAAAAGGACUUGAAUGCAUCCACUGGCUCACCGCGCACUAAGUCGUUUCUUGCCGUAGAGCGCAGCGCGGUAGAGAGUCUUAGCAAAAGUUGCGGUGACUUGCGGCACGGUGAUUUAGAAACCCCACCCUUCGCCCGACAGUUUCACCAACGCCCGUCACACGGCCUGCCGGACCCGCUGCGGUGUCCAAGCCAUCUGUCGUUAUGUUCUGUGCAGGUGUCAAGCCCGACCCAGACAGACUCACAUGCCGGGAGUAGGGUGAGCCUUCUGUCCGAGGGAGUGGACUCUUACGAGGGCUUGUACGAAAGAGCCUAUAAGGCCACCUUUGUGCUGGGGUCACAGGAGUUACCUAACGUCAGGGAAAGCAAAGAGGAAAGGGCGAGGAUGGUUCGUGAAUGGCUGGCAAAACAACAGGAGGCUGAAGAAUCCGCCGCCAACGCUAAUGGCUCACCAUCAGUAAAGUCCAAGUCAGAAGUUUUGCUAGAAACAGUGAAAGUUACGCAGACCGAAACUUCUGUUCCAUAAAAACAUGUCUUUUGUGUAAAUAAGUCGACUAUCUGCGUGUCAAAAGUGAACUGGUAGGUUCGGGAUUUUCUAUUUACUUCGUGAGUACUUUGCAUCUCAUCUUAUACUAGGCCUACACCCUUUCUUCACCAGUCACGAAGGCCUGCGCUUAUACAUUCAACCUACAGUAUAGUACUUCUAAUUGGUAAACUGUGUUGAUCUUUUGUAUUACUACUGUAUAACGAUGUCACUUGUGGAAAAUUAUCCCACCGGUAUUGCGAUAAUAUAUUUGCAAGACAUAUUUAAUAUAUACUCCUUUCACAUUAAAUAUCGUGUUAAUAGCAAACAAAGCGUGAAUAGUUUGGUGCCAUAUGUACCUGCUAUACCUCACUUGCAUCUUCAUCCUACAUAACAUAAUAUCCGCUGCUAUUAAGAUUUGAGUGGUAAUUGUUUACAUGCACUAUUAAAGUGCGGCGAUAACCCUAUGCCUAAUUCAAGCCUACAGAAUGUUUCAACUCUCUUAUUGUUAAAGCCUCAUUAUUCCGUAGUGGCAAGACCGGUUUAGCAGUGCAGUACAAUGGUUGGUUGGUUGGUUUUAUCGAUAUACAGGCAGUCCGAAAUAGUGUUAAAUGGCAAUAUUACUGGAAAAUUAGGUUGUGCGCCUUCUCAGUCAUGCAUACAAUUAAGGUGUGAGACAAAAAUCAAUACAGUAUUUGCAUGUGCAUUUUUACAUGGGUUGUAUUCUCUUGUCAGACAGCGCUACCUUAUGCGGUCGAGAUGCUGAUUGCCCCAUGGGAGAAUACCAUUAUGUAUUCACCCUGCCAUACAGAAAGGCCAGAGCGAAUUACCCGCUCUAUCAUGUUACUGAGCUUUGAUUGCAAAGACAGACCUUAACAUUAUGUAUGUACAUAAAAAGAGCAUGGUCGAACGCUGCUCUUUAAUAGUGGGACAUGAGCGAUAAAGAACGAAAUUAUUAGUGAUCAUUUAUAAUAUGUCUAUGACUACAGCUUUUUUUUGAGUGGCAUAUGUGGCCAAACAAUUAUUUAAUAUUGGUUAGGUAAACUGCAUUUGCGGUAAUAAUUUCUCCUCGAAAAAUUUUCAUAGUUUGCCUGAUUUUUGGUACUAAAACCAUUUUAAACUAAUUCACAAAAAAUGUAUUUUGUCGACUAUUGGGAGAUAUUUUUGUUUCCUAUAUUAAAUCCGAGCCUCUGGUCUCAUAGAAUUAUGGAGAGAAUUACAUGUACCUCGAAGUAACAUCAAACACUGAAUUACAUUUCAAACUUGAAAUGAAUUCGAUAGCAAAAUUUGCCUAGUCAAAAGACCGCUGUACAGUGUUCGUGUUUUUCAUUACAUAACGGCAAGGCUAAUUUCCUGCUUUUCAUAUCAAUUUAAGGGGAGACGUCACAUGCGACUGAUUUGGUUGGUAUCAAGUCUUUUUUUCUCUACGAGUACUCUUCAAAAAAUUCCAAUAUUUAUGAUGUAAUACAUGUACCUUUUCUACGGGAAAAGAUUGUAAAAUAUAGAAUUAAUAUAAGAAGCGGCGAAAUCAGUGACAUGACUUUUGCUCAAACACUAUAAUAUUCGGUAAAUAGUCAGGUCUUUUGAAUGCGCAUCAUUUGCUCCCUCUUAUUUAGUUCUUUUUGUGGAUCUGAUACAGUAUUCAUGACAGAUUUAUCAAAGUUAUCCUAUAUCUAAACAAAUAGGACCGAGCUGUAAUUCACUAAGAGAUCAUUAUAAAAAUGUACUAUACUGGCUUUUAAUUUGUAAAAGUCAUUCUCUAAUGGCACUGUAUUGAUUGGAAAUGCAACUGGAAAACGCUUUGUUAUUACGUAAAUGAGUAUAAGUAGCAGGCCUACUUCCAAGUGAUCAAACGCAAAAAAUUAUUAAACCGAAUAUCACUAAAAUCGAUA